AUGUCGGCAGCCGUGGCGUGCCUGGACUACUUCGCGGCUGAGUGCCUGGUGUCCAUGUCCGCGGGCGCCGUGGUCCACCGCCGCCCGCCGGACCCCGAGGGCGCGGGCGCAGCGGCAGGUUCCGAGGUGGGUGCGGUGGCGGCGGUAGCGCCGCCGGAGUCCGCUCUGCCGGGUCCGGGGCCCCCGGGACCCGCCGCGUCGGUCCCCUGGCUCCCCCAGGCCCCCGGCCCUAGCCCCGGCGCGGGCGGGGGCGCGCCCCACCUGCUGGCUGCAAGUGUCUUGGCUGACUUGCGCGGCGGCGCUGGGGAGGGAUCCGGGGACAACUCCCCGGACGCUCUGCUCGCUGCUUCUGCCUCCUGCGACCCGACCCCGAGCUCCGGCCCGGCCCCGAGCCCCGAGCCGGACCCCGCCUCCGGCGAGGCAGCGGUCUCCGGACCCGAGAGCUCCCCCGGCGCGCCCGCCGACCCGAGCGCACCUGCCGACCAUGGCGCACCUGCAGUCACCGGCGGGGGGUCUAGAGGGGCCCCGGGGGCCGGCCCCGCCCCUGCCCCGGCCCCGACGCCCCGGAGGAGGCCUGUCACGCCAGCCGCCAAGCGCCACCAGUGCCCCUUCCCGGGCUGCAACAAAGCCUAUUACAAGUCGUCGCACUUGAAGUCCCACCAGCGUACCCACACGGGGGAGCGCCCUUUCUCCUGCGACUGGCUCGACUGCGACAAGAAGUUCACUCGUUCCGACGAGCUGGCCCGCCACUACCGGACGCACACAGGCGAGAAGCGCUUCUCCUGCCCCCUGUGCCCCAAGCAGUUCUCCCGGAGCGACCACCUGACCAAGCACGCCCGCCGCCACCCCACCUACCACCCCGACAUGAUCGAGUACAGGGGGCGCCGUCGCACCCCCCGCGUCGACCCCCCGCCCCCCGACUCUGGCUCCGGCUCCGUCCAGGCGCCCAGUCUCACCACCUGCCUGUAGGACAGUCACUGCUGUCUAUUGUCCCCUCAAGGACGAUCCCUCAGGCUGCUGUUUUCCUGCCUUUUGUCUGCCCACUCCUCUUUUCCAGAGUCGCUACACCCAGGCACAGACUGGUUCUCCACUCCGAGGGCGGGUCCAGGCGAGCUU
Lepus europaeus (European hare) is the source of this 1116-nucleotide messenger RNA. RefSeq names its product KLF transcription factor 14 (gene KLF14). Gene Ontology annotation, biological process: regulation of transcription by RNA polymerase II. Gene Ontology annotation, molecular function: DNA-binding transcription factor activity, RNA polymerase II-specific; RNA polymerase II cis-regulatory region sequence-specific DNA binding. NCBI's taxonomy places the organism in Eukaryota, Metazoa, Chordata, Mammalia, Lagomorpha, Leporidae. The record is from RefSeq and is a predicted model, not a curated record. The transcript has a single exon. Bases 1 to 969 code for a protein of 322 amino acids.